This is a messenger RNA of Porites evermanni, 1542 nucleotides long. NCBI's taxonomy places the organism in Eukaryota, Metazoa, Cnidaria, Anthozoa, Scleractinia, Poritidae. The record is from the annotation of a GenBank genome assembly.
AUGGCGGACAGAUUAGCAACUGUGUUGGAAACGUACCGCGGACGAGAGAAAAUAAUGCGAUUACUACAGUACGCAAGCUUUUUGGCAAGUGGAGGACUGCAUAAGGUGUCGUGUGAAGCUACUGGUGAAAAGUUUCGAAUUUUCGCUGAAGCUAUGAGCGAGUGUCGAACGGUUCUUCGAUUGUUCGAUGACGCGGCAAUGAUUUCAUUCGCGCGAAGUUAUGGAACAGGAAAGGAGGUAAUAAAGAGAAAAAGAGGGAAAAGGGAAAGAUAUCAAUUACUUUGUUUAAGACAGCAACAGGACCAAAAAGAACCGAAGAAUAAGGAGUCAACCUAAAAUAGUUUUUGCGUUCUUUGAAAAACUUACAAUUUUAUUUCAACAGCUGAGAUUCUUUUGUUACUCUGCCUUAAUUCACAGAAUAACCACGAACUCUGGCUGAUCGGUGUAAACCAACGCCUUAAGAGGAAGCAUAUGUAAGCAUAUGCCCCUUCUUAGGCUUUUUAACUAUGCGAAAUAUGAUUGGAAAAAUUAUGCAGAUUAAGGAGGGUGUUAUCAGCCGAGGUGUAUAUGUUGUGGUUCAAUUUUAUCCUUGGUUUAAUUUUUAUUUUCUUUUGUUGUGGGGUAUGUUGAUGUAUGAUAAUGAAAUUAAUACAAAAGAAGAUAAAGAUUAAACCAAGGAUAAAAUUGAACCACAACAUAUACAUGUAGCAGCCUGUGAGAAAUUCAUUUCCUACAAAAGCUAAAUCUAGUUAUAAACAAAAUAUUCCCAAGUGCUUUUACAUGCAUAUGCACCAGUCAUUUGAAACCCCAGUUCUAAUGUCCAGGCCUCCGUUGUUGAAAAGGUGGAUAAUGCUGUCCAUUGGAUAAAUCUCUGUCCACCGGAAAGCACAAUAUUUUUUAAUUGAUUUUUCUAAUACAUAUCCAAUGGAUAGUGAUUUAUCCAGUGGAAAGUGCUAUCCAUCUUUUAAACAACUGGGGCCAGAAAGGUUGCUAAUAUGCAUAAGCAGGCAGCAUUUAUUUGGACUUCCACUGAAAAGAAAUGUAUAGAACGUAAUCUGAUCAGGCACAUUUGGACUUUCUAUCGCUGGUAAUGGAUCAGUCAUGUGCCUUUUGACCUUGCGUCAUGUAUGGCUUACACAAAUCACAGUAUUAAAAGCAAGAGCGUUGUGACCUUCAAUCGAUCUCACCCACACUUCCUAACCUUUGCUUAUUACUAAUAUUAUUAUUUUUGAGUGGUGGCAUUCCUUUAUGAGGUCCGUUCAUCUGGGUUUCAGUAGCUGAAUGAGGGAGAUACAUGUACUUCUUUGGUUAUUUUUGCAGGAAAGUGACAAAAUUGUACGCUGGACCAACCUCUUUGAUAUCUUCUGCGGUCUAACUUUUUAUCCCUUGGAACACAUUGCCUGGGCAAGGGACAAAAAAAUACUUCGAGGAAAAUCUGCUAAAUUGUGGGACCUGGGCCUCUACUGUUGGAUAGGAUCACUUACUGCUUGCAUUUUAAGGGACCUGUGGCUUUUUAAAAAGCUUCAACAACAAGAGAGGAAG